GGGCUGCACAGCCCUGCCGCGCCGGGGCUGCUGGCCCGGCCCUCCCCGCUUUCGCUUCCUUUCCCAGGGCAGCUUGCACUUUGUUCCUGCUUGGAACAAGUGCCUCUGUUUGGCUUUAUUGUACAAAAGACCGUAUUUACAUAAUCGGGGGAAAGGUUGGUCAGAAGCUUUUUCAGACGCUGCCACGAGCCACAUUGAGCAGGACCUGUGCCGAGAGGAGGAGGAGGUGAUCUCUGCAAAGCAGGUGAGGCCAGGUGGUGAAGAGCAGGAUGGACCCAGAUGUGCUGAACAUGUUUGUCAUUGCUGGUGGCACCUUGGCCAUCCCUAUCCUGGCCUUUGUGGCCUCCUUCCUCCUCUGGCCCUCAGCGCUCAUCCGCAUCUACUACUGGUACUGGCGCAGAACCUUGGGUAUGCAGGUUAGAUAUGCAACCUACGAUGACUAUCAGUUUUGUUAUUCGUACAGAGGGAGACCUGGAUACCGACCAUCCAUCCUGAUGUUACACGGGUUCUCAGCCCACAAAGACAUGUGGCUGUCCAUAGUCAAGUUCCUGCCAAAGAACCUGCACUUGGUGUGUGUUGACAUGCCUGGCCACGAGGGCACAACCCGCUCAGCCUUGGAUGAUUACUCCAUUAGUGGGCAAGCAAAGAGAAUACACCAGUUUGUGGAGUGCAUCAAGCUGAACAGAAGGCCCUUUCAUCUGGUUGGCACUUCCAUGGGGGGAAAUGUGGCUGGUGUCUAUGCUGCUCAGUACCCAGAAGACAUUUGCAGCCUGACCCUCAUCUGUCCUGCAGGCCUGCCAAGUACUACUGACAGCAAGUUCAUUAAGCAGCUUCGGGAGCUGCAAGAGUCCAAGUCCAUCGACAGGAUCCCGUUAAUUCCCUCAACACCUGAGGAGAUGGCAGAUAUGCUGAAGCUUUGCUCCUACGUUCGCUUCAAAGUGCCACAGCAGAUCCUCCAGGGCCUGGUCGAUGUUCGCAUCCCUCACAAUGACUUUUAUCGGAAAUUGUUUUUAGAAAUCGUGGAUGAAAAGUCCAGACACUCUCUCCAUGAGAACAUGAGCAAGAUCAAAGUGCCGACGCAGGUCAUAUGGGGAAAGCAGGACCAGGUCCUGGAUGUUUCUGGUGCCAGUGUUUUAGCGAGCGCUAUCCCGGACUGCCACGUGUACAUCCUGGAGAACUGCGGGCACUCGGUGGUGGUGGAGCGGCCCCGCAAGACAGCCAACCUCAUCCUGGAGUUCCUGGCACUGAUGCACAGCAUGGACAACAACAAGAAGCAGGCGUGAGCGUGGCGGGGAGCUGAGCACCCACGCAGGGUCUUUUAAAUUGUAAAGUACUGCAGCUUUGAUAAGUUCUCAGGGAUUUUGUACGAAUCGGGUGAAUGUGCCAAAGUCCCUGAGGAAGGCAGAAUCACUGAUACCUAAACCUAUAGCACCAACGGCACAGCGGCCUAGGGGUCAUUGAGCAACCUCCAUAGAUGCAGGAACGGAAGCAGAAUCUCUCCCUUUUCUACUUAAAUAUAAAGUAGAAAUGAGCUGAAAUCACCAAGCAUUAGCCAUGCCGUGUGCUGAAGCUCCUUAUGCAGACACCCACCCUACCUGAGUUACUGGCACAUAGUUGUUAAUGACAUUUCCCUAAACUGUGUAAGAAGCGUAGGAAGGAGGAACCAUCCUGGACUGAGACUUACAAUAUUUGUACUACUUAGAGUCCUUUGCAUUGCAUGCUCCCGUGCUGUAAGAGAACCCCAGUGCCCCAGGCAUCUGCUCGAGUGCUCUUUGUGUAGCUCCUUAACCCAUGAUUUAUGCAGAAAACCACAGAAAACGUCACGUGUGAAAGUCCAAUUGACUGUAUGUGCAAAAAUGUUUACACUUUGAGUGGGUUUUUUAAAAUCCCCGAACAGCUCCUGUGUACGUGUAAUGCCUUAACACUGCCCGGGGUGGGGCGGCGGGGACAGCCCGCCUUGCCCGGGGGGUGGUUCCCCCGAGGGUGAACACAGCGAGUGGAAACUCGGGGUGCAGAGAGCAGCUGUGUGAGCCAGAGGGAUGGAAACUGCCCGGGGUGACUCGGUCCCUGAGCCCGAGUCAGCAACAAGGGUGUGAGUCAGCACGCUCGGGCGAGCUCUUGUCUCAGCUCCUCUAUCCCACCGCGCUGCUGAACGUGGUGAUGUAAAUAACGACUUUCUUAAUGAAUUCCGUGAAUUCUGCGAAUGCUGACUUCACUCAAACCAGGCGUGAGGGGUGGGAGCGGGCUGUGUGUGGGACUGGCACAGGGGCUGAGGGCUCCAGGGCUCGGUGGGCAGCCAGGGGGCACAGCUCUCCUGCCGGGUGCUGGGCGGUAGGUGCCGUGUGCUUCUGCAUCCUCUCAAUGAUUAUAACUCCUGACUGAGUGAAACUAGGUACAGAAAUGGGCACUGCAGACAAGCUAUGCUUUGCAGCCUGCAAGGUGACAUAUGGGCACGGGUCCUGUACCCUGCUGGGUGGGGUUCCUCACCGCGUGUCCCAGGGGGAGAGGGCUGGUCCUGGUCUGGGGCAGGACCGGUGGCUGCUGGAGAGCAAGGCAGUGCGUGUCCUCUCAAAGGCACAGCAGCAGAUGGCCAUCAUGCCUCGGCCACCCCCUGCCCUCCUCGGGUUGACACCAGGUGCUGCUGGAGCCCCCCCGAAGUACACACACUGGUGGUGCUGACAGCCAUCUUCUCACCAUCUUUCCAUCUUACCCUGUUCUGUACCUCUACCUGAAACUCCUCGUCAGCUUCUCUGCUCUUUUUAAGAGAAGAAACCUUGUUCUUUUAGAAAAUUUGUGAUUUGCUGUUGAUUGCUUGGUUAUUGUUUCUACUGUGGGAGUUGAUGUAAAAAAAAAAAAUAUAUAAAAAAUCGCCAAUAGUUGUAUGUGGUAAAAGCCAGAAAAAGCUGGUGGGUAUCUAUAUGGUUUCUCAUAUGCCACAGAUUGCUGUAUUCAAAUUAUUUAUAUGGCUAUUAAAAUCUAGUGAUUUAAGGA
Messenger RNA from Apus apus (common swift), 2991 nucleotides. RefSeq names its product abhydrolase domain containing 6, acylglycerol lipase (gene ABHD6). The coding region runs from base 270 to 1283 and encodes 337 amino acids. Lineage: Eukaryota; Metazoa; Chordata; Aves; Apodiformes; Apodidae. The transcript has 10 exons. The record is from RefSeq and is a predicted model, not a curated record.